AUAUUUUCUAUUAUGGGGUUAAUUUAACAAAAUAUGAAUUGAUGAAAGGUUGUGUUCUGCAUUUACUGUCAUAUCCGCUCACUAAAGGACUACAUAUAAACGUAUGAGGAAUGAGUGAUACCGGGAUAUUGUAGAUUUAACAUGGUUCUUAUGGUUUUUCUAUGUUUCAGGAGUGUGAUCACUACUGUUAGGUGGGAGUGGCUGUGCAACAACAUCUUUGCGCACAGGAACCUCUCACUGCUCCCAUGAGGUAACGUCAGAACCUGCUGCUGCUGUGGGCCAAUCCAUUUCCCACUUUUCUGACCCUCCCCAGGACACAGAUAAUCAUGGGCCAGAAGAUUUCUAGCAGUAUCAAAUCAGUGGAUGUACGUGGUGAGUCAUCAUUUGGGCCGCUGCACAGGGAACUGUGGGGCCCCGAUUUGUCUCGGCCCCCCAGACUAGAUUUACUCAUGGACAUGCCGGCAGUUAGCCCUGAGGGCCAGCUUCGCCAUGCCUGGAAUCCUGAUGACCGGUCUCUAAACAUCUUUGUUAAGGAGGAUGAUAAGCUGACAUUCCACCGCCACCCUGUGGCACAGAGCACGGACUGCAUUCGUGGCAAGGUGGGCUACACAAGGGGGCUCCACGUCUGGAAGAUUCACUGGCCAAUUCGACAAAGAGGAACUCAUGCUGUUGUUGGUGUGGCCACAUCUGAAGCACCUUUACAUUCUGUAGGCUACACAGCUCUAGUGGGCUCUGACUCAGAGUCCUGGGGCUGGGAUCUAGGUCAGAAAAGACUAUAUCAUGGCAGCAACAACCAUCAUGAUUCCACUUCAGCUCCCAUGUACCCUUGUUUUCUGGAGCCAGAUGAAUCAUUUGUGCUUCCAGAAACUCUGACAGUAAUCCUGAACAUGGAUGAGGGGACGCUGAGCUUUAUGAUAAAUGAACAGUAUCUAGGAGUAGCUUUUAAGGGGCUAAAGGGCAAACGGUUAUUUCCCAUUGUCAGUGCUGUGUGGGGGCACUGUGAAGUUUCUUUAUGCUACAUCAAUGGACUGGAUCCGGAGCCCCUCCCCCUCAUGGAUUUGUGCCGGCGUGUAGCUCGGCUGGCGUUGGGUAAAGAACGCAUCCAUCACAUCAACACACUUCCCCUGCCACAGACUCUGAAGAACUACCUCCAGUACCAGUGACGGUGAGCAUGCUGCGACAGCAGGAGGCAUGUUUGUCACUGUGGUAACAAGUUUCCAAAACAACUGAACCAGCAGACAUCUGUUGAUGACCAUGACACUGACCACAGAUGUUGAAGAAGGUGCUGCCAGGGAUUUGGUUUUCAUCAUUUAGUAGAUUUUUGUUUUGUUGUUCAGCAUAUUGUUUCCUCUGCCUUUUUCCACCUUGAACAGAUGUUCGGUUUCAGAAUUAAGGUAAUAAUACAUUAUAACAUAUUCCAAAUACAUCUAUGUAUUCCAAAUGUGUCAUCAGUGCUGGUGAGGCCUUAAACACCGUACAGUUUGAGCAACAGUCUACCCUGCUCAAUUUUGUUCCUCUGGAGUCUCUGUGGAGCUCUCCUUUGCUGUAAUCAUUACAAUUUUAACACACUUGCAAGUGGUUUGUGUGCUUAGUUUCAGUGGGGAAGGUUCCUGGUUCAAACCCCACCGCUGCCACAUCUCUCUAUGUAAUGUGGAGUUGCGUCAGGAAGGACAUCCAUUGUAAAACUUGUGCCAAA
Messenger RNA from Thalassophryne amazonica, 1696 nucleotides. RefSeq names its product SPRY domain-containing SOCS box protein 4-like. Gene Ontology annotation, biological process: intracellular signal transduction; proteasome-mediated ubiquitin-dependent protein catabolic process. Lineage: Eukaryota; Metazoa; Chordata; Actinopteri; Batrachoidiformes; Batrachoididae. Gene Ontology annotation, cellular component: SCF ubiquitin ligase complex. Bases 327 to 1163 code for a protein of 278 amino acids. The transcript is spliced from 2 exons. The record is from RefSeq and is a predicted model, not a curated record. Gene Ontology annotation, molecular function: protein binding.